Molecule: messenger RNA, 604 nt
Organism: Rosa rugosa (rugosa rose)
Lineage: Eukaryota; Viridiplantae; Streptophyta; Magnoliopsida; Rosales; Rosaceae
Product: large ribosomal subunit protein P1-like
Exons: 1
Coding region: 1-318 (105 amino acids)
Biological process (GO): translational elongation; cytoplasmic translation
Cellular component (GO): cytosolic large ribosomal subunit; ribosome
Molecular function (GO): ribonucleoprotein complex binding; structural constituent of ribosome; protein kinase activator activity
Source: RefSeq, a predicted model, not a curated record
AUGUCCACCGGUGAAGUCGCUUGCAUCUAUGCCGCCGUGAUUCUUCAGGACGAUGGCAUCCCAAUCACAGCAGAGAACAUUGCUACCUUGAUGAAAUCUGCAAACGUGGCAGUAGAAUCAUACUGGCCACGCCUCUUAGCCAACUUUGCGGAGAAGAUGAACCUUGAGGACCUUAUUAUGAAUGCUGUUGGUUCGGCUCCAGCUCCAGUAGCUAUGGCUGCUCCUGAUGUUGGUGCUGCUACUCCUGCAGUUGAGGAAAAGAAGGAAGAACCAGAGGAAGAAAGCGAUGACGACAGGAUAAUCGACUUGUUUAGUUAAACUUAAACUCAUAUCAGAACAAACUUAGAAGCUCAUAUCUUGAUUUAAGCGAUUUUAUCUUCAUGAUUAGAUUAAAUUUAGGCAAUUUAAGACACUGAAGUUCAAAGUUCUGUAACUUUUCCUAAUGUUUAAUUGAUGUCUCUUUUAUUUGUCAACUAAAAAAUUUCUCUGCGGCUACCUUUGACAGCUGAGGUAGGAACUGUUUACUGAGAAGUCGAUCUUCAUAUAUUAGCCUCUAUUGGCCUAACAAACCAUUGCCCUAUAGAUGGAGCCUUGUUGAUACACU